Messenger RNA from Octopus sinensis (East Asian common octopus), 2295 nucleotides. RefSeq lists its product as uncharacterized. NCBI's taxonomy places the organism in Eukaryota, Metazoa, Mollusca, Cephalopoda, Octopoda, Octopodidae. The record is from RefSeq and is a predicted model, not a curated record. The transcript has 2 exons. Bases 633 to 1577 code for a protein of 314 amino acids.
CUAUGGAAACCUUUCAUCAACAGACGUCCCCCUUUUACUGUUGCUGCUACUAGGGUUCACAGAAUUAAUUAUAAUAUUAAUUAUGAAUAAUAAUAAUAAUAAUAAUCAUUAUUAUGCUUUAAAUAAGUAUCGAACUUUAUGUAUAUUGAUUCGGUUAAAGUAAGAAGCUAUGAUUUCGAAAAGAAUAUUUGCUUUUAUUGAUUGAGUUUCUGGAGUUGUAAAGAGAGAGAGAGAGAGAGAGAGAGUAAGGUGGGUGACCUGUUGCAGCUACGAAUAUCAUUGGUGGACUGACAGACAUAUGUUCAGGUGUGGAAGGUAAUGACAGCUGAGACGAAAGCUUUUUAAAAAGUUUUGAAGAAGGUAACCUCCCGCCAACCGAGAAGUAAAGUUUUACUCGACUUCGUUGAAUGCUAUGGCUUUAACUUUCGUGUUGAUUACAUUAGGUUGAAUCGGUUCCAUUGUCAGUCCAUAGUUUUAUUAGACGAACACUGCUACUUCCUCCGUCCCGUGAAAAUCUUUCCUUAUAAUCCCAAUCCGUUUCUAUCGAUUCGUUUGAAAUUGUUACUACUUUCUAAUUCAAUAACAGAAUCAGAAGAUUUUAUUGUGAUUUUUCUCGGUCCCAAACAGGUGCUAUGUCUUCAAAGAAGGAAAGACGAACGAUACUUGCUUCUAUAUGGUCGCAACCGACAGUCCACGAAUUGGAUUUUUUCGACAAGGGUAAAUAUGUGGUUGUGACUUCAACCUACAAAGAUAUCAUAAAGUGGUGGAUGAAUGUUCUGAAAGUAUUCUACCCACAGGAGACAUAUCGAGAGAAAGGAGACCUUAUCAAGUUGAAGCCAGUUAGUGGGGUCACUUUACGCCUCAAUAAAACUUCGGGAGUGAUGAGAAUCGAAGGGAAAAACCAUUGGGUUUGGUUUGUCGAUAAUUUUGCCAACAUCCUGGAACAAGGAAAUGCUGAUGCCGAGUCACUUGCUGAACAAUCGGAUACAUCUGUUACAAGAUAUUUACAUUUGGAUAAAAACCUCGAUGAAGUUCAAGAAUUCAUUGAUAUGAUUCCAGAAGGUGGUGGCAUCAUGAGUCAUGAUUUUAUCUUACAACUUUGGAAAUGUCUGCUGGAUGAUUGGUUUGGAGUUGGUGCCACUGUUUAUAUUGUGACACCACAGAUUGACCCAGAACGCCUGUUCAGCAUAUAUUUACUAAUGAUAAGGAAUAAAGGAACUGGUUUUAAUGUUACUCUGUUGACACCAGAGAAAGGACCAGAUCGUUUCAGUAAAGUUCUGGACACAGCCAAGCAGUUGAUGAAAAAGACUCGAACAUCACGGCAUACCUUGCUUGUAUCUGAUGUAAAACGUGAGUGGGUUACUAACAAACUAACAAUUCGCCAUGAAGAAUUCUCCACUAAUUUCAUAGCUGCCUACAAAGACCACGAAGCAGAAGUGUUGACAACAACUGCUUAUUUCCACAAAAGUCAUUUUAACUUUAACCAGAAAGAUACAGUCACAUAUAAUAAGUUACCAACAUCUGAAUUACGACGUAACUAUCUCCUUCCUUUAGGGUUCGGAGAGAGAAAUUUUUGAAGUCUGGUUACUAUUCUCUUUGUGAAUUUGAGUAAUUUUUGGUAUUCCACCAGGGACAUUAGAAUAAGGAACAAACGUUUCCAGUAUUGAGAAGACAUUCCAGAUAUAAAUUUACCAACACUGCUGGGUGUAUUUCACUUUCAUUUCCUUUGACCAUUGCUCAAGGUUUGAUAAUUAUUGUAAGAGCAAAUUUUGAGGCUGAAAGAACCAAAAUAUUUCUGAAGCAUGUCAAUAAAUAUUUGGAGGAUAAAAUAUAUUGUAACUUAGGGUUUCAGCAACAUGGAAUGGAUGAAUCCCCAUAGAGGACCGAAACUGUUUCACCCAUCAAAGGAAGAUUUCUCAAGAAAAAUUUGUUAAAGCAGCGCUGUAAUGUCUCUACUUCAGUCUGUUUCUCCUGUCUUUACUAAUCAAACUCUAUUUCUGUGUGUGUCUAAUUUAUUUGCUCAGUAUUUUGAUUUCGAUAUACAAAUACUGUAUAUAUAAACCAAACAAUGCAAGCAUGGAAAAGCAGCUGUCAAAAUAACAAUGAUUCCGGAUUUAGUUUCUAUUUCUUGCUCCACAAUGAAAUCUUUCAUCUGCCAUCAUUUUCAGGAAGUUUGUGACUUAAAAAAGAAAGAAAAAGUGGGGACAUAUUCUGUACUUACAAAAGCUGCACUGAGAUUAUCAUUUCAAUAAACCUUUGGUGAAAUAUGCUGAUAAUAAAGAAGUAUUUCUAUUU